CCUUUUAUCCAUCAUUUUUUCUUUGUUAAUCAUUACCUCUUCUGAUCUUUAUACAUUCAUUGUCUGUAUAGAUCGAUAGACUCACUACUGACCACCAUCACAAUGCGCCAUUUCGAUGCGUGGAUCCUCCGCGAUCCUUACUCUAUCUUCCAUUACUACUCAACGGGCCACCGCUGGAAAGAAACAAUCCGGGACCUGAUUCAAGCCCGCCAGAUUUGCGCACCGCUCUCACUCAAUAAUGCCUCCUCUACACCGUCUUCUCCCGUCGACCCUUUCUCCAAAACCCAUCCAAUGGACCCCCAAACAGCAAGCGCCUUCAUCACGAAACUGCCCCUUGAAAUCCGGCUCAUGAUCUACGAGUACGCCUUUGGCGACCAGGUUGUCCAUCUUGUCCAGGUGAAGGAUAAGAUUCGGCAUGUACGCUGCAGGAAUACCACCUCCAGUUUGGAUAAGAAUCGCCGCUGUUGCCCCGUUACGCCGGCGAGAUGGCGCACGAACGGUCUUGCUGCUUCUGCUUCUUUUUCUUCUUCUGCAGCGUCUGCCUCAUCAGCAGAUAAUGCUAGCAGCAAUAUGCUCUAUCCACAUACCCACCCGUCGUUGCCAUCAAAUCUAAGCAACUCGUCCACGGCCCUCCUCCGUACUUGUCGGUCCAUCUACGCCGAAGCAUCAUCAAUUCUCUACAAGAACUCGACCUUCGACGUGGACGACCUGACGACAUUCAUCGCUUUCAGUCUGUCCAUCUCGUCCGAGCAUCUCGCGACGAUCAAGAAGUUGACGAUCCAAUGGACGCCAGUCUGGCAGCCCAUGGCAGGCGAGGAACAUAAGAGCUCGAUCUACUCGCACACACAUAAUGACCGACUCUGGACUUUGUUCUGGAAUCGAGUUGCAGCUUUAGCCGGAUUAGAGGAGUUGGCUCUUAGUGUUGAUCUCGGGUCGUUUGCGGCUGCCAAUGCUGGUGCGAACACUGGCCCAGGCAAUGGAAUUGGAAAUGGCGGAGGAGGGCUGAUUGGAGGGAGCAGGCUUCGUCUCUCCAUCGCCGAGCCCUGGGUGGCGCCCUUGCUGUGCGUCAGGGGCCUGGCGUCCUUCGAGCUAGGAAUCACAGCGAAAUGCGAUGCCGCUGCGAAGCACUUUCUCGAGGGCAGUUUGGUUCGCGAUGCCGUGACACUAAGGGAGCAUUUGCGCGCGGUUAUGUGUUCGCCACGGGAGGCAGAGUUGCCUCUUUUACCUGGGGUAGAGGUGCAGGACCUGUCAAUGCAAAUGGAGUUACUAAGACGGUGUGCUGCUGAGAUGGAGAUGGAAAGAGAGGAGCAACGAGGGAUUAGGCCGAGGUUGGCUAUUACUGCUGCUUGAUAACGAUGAUGACCGGUAUUCAUGCAUUGAAUUUGUGAACUCUUAGUUUCUUUAUUAUUGAUACCCUGUGAUUUUCGUUGAGCACUUUACUCAGUGAGGUUUUAUCAAUAGCUUGGAGUUUGGGCUUACUCUAGACUACGUUCAUUCAUCUAGACUGACAGGGGCGCUCGGUUUAGAACAGAGAGCAAAGCACAUAGUUUGUAAUAUAUUCGAGGCAAGCACUAAUGAUUCGUUCCUUUCCCGC
Messenger RNA from Aspergillus nidulans FGSC A4, 1594 nucleotides. RefSeq lists its product as uncharacterized. Lineage: Eukaryota; Fungi; Ascomycota; Eurotiomycetes; Eurotiales; Aspergillaceae. The coding region runs from base 103 to 1350 and encodes 415 amino acids. The record is from RefSeq and is a predicted model, not a curated record. The transcript has a single exon.